This is a messenger RNA of Bufo bufo (common toad), 1687 nucleotides long. RefSeq names its product zinc finger DHHC-type palmitoyltransferase 2 (gene ZDHHC2). The coding region runs from base 101 to 1204 and encodes 367 amino acids. Gene Ontology annotation, molecular function: protein-cysteine S-palmitoyltransferase activity. The record is from RefSeq and is a predicted model, not a curated record. Gene Ontology annotation, biological process: peptidyl-L-cysteine S-palmitoylation; protein targeting to membrane. Gene Ontology annotation, cellular component: endoplasmic reticulum; Golgi apparatus. Lineage: Eukaryota; Metazoa; Chordata; Amphibia; Anura; Bufonidae. The transcript is spliced from 13 exons.
AACACACUCAUACGCUGCGGCGCUGCAUUGCCCGGGCUGUGGGCACAGACAGCGGGCACCAGAGCUGACCUCCCCCUGCCCAUGAAGAGGCCCCGGCUGGAUGAUGGCGCCGUCGGGCCCUAGCAGCAUGAAGAGAAGGUGCAGGAGGUGUCUGUACUGGAUCCCGGUGCUCUUCAUCUCCAUCAUCGUGUGCUGGUCCUACUACGCCUAUGUCAUCCAGCUGUGUAUAGUGUCCAUGGAUAAUAUUGGAGAGAAAGUUCUCUGCCUGAUAGCGUAUCACUUCUUUGUUCUCCUGUUUGUUUGGUCUUACUGGAAGACUAUCUUCACAUUACCAAUGAAUCCAACUAAAGAGUUUCAUCUGUCCUAUGCUGAUAAAGAGCUUAUAGAGAGAGAACCGAGAGGAGAAUCCCAACAAGAUGUCCUUAGAAGACUAGCCAAGGACCUUCCAGUCUAUACCAGGACUAUGUCAGGAGCUAUCAGAUACUGUGACAGAUGCCAGCUUGUGAAGCCUGACCGCUGUCAUCACUGUUCCGUCUGUGAUAAGUGUAUUCUGAAAAUGGAUCACCAUUGUCCUUGGGUAAACAACUGUGUUGGAUUCUCCAAUUACAAGUUCUUUUUGCUCUUCUUGGCCUAUUCAUUACUGUAUUGCCUCUUUAUUGUUGCCACAGACUUGCAGUAUUUCAUCAAAUUUUGGACUAAUGGGCUCCCUGACACACAAGCCAAGUUCCACAUUAUGUUUUUGUUUUUUGCUGCCGCCAUGUUCUCCGUUAGUCUCUCCUCCUUGUUUGGUUAUCAUUGCUGGCUAGUCUGUAAAAAUCGCUCAACACUGGAGGCUUUCAGAUCACCAGUUUUCAGGCAUGGCACUGACAAAAAUGGCUUUAGUCUUGGAUUUAGUAAAAAUCUCCGACAAGUGUUUGGGGAUGAGAAGAAAUACUGGCUGCUGCCUAUAUUUACAAGCUUAGGGGAUGGCUGUUCCUUUCCUACGUGUCUUGUAAACCAGGAUCCUGAGCAAGCAUCUACACCUUCUGGAACCAAUGCAGCAGCUAAAAGUGCUGACAGUCAUCAGUUCCCGGCCAAACCUCUCCGUGAGUCUCAGAGUCACCUGCUUACUGACUCCCAGUCUUGGACCGAGAGCAGCUGCAAUGAAGAAAAGGGGAAACUUGGUAUGAGUAACCCAGCAUUAACCAUUGAGAAGGAGACCUAGCUCUGUGGAAGUGUUGCAGAGAGUUGCGAAGCUUGCAGACCAUGGGCAGAUGUUCAUGUGAGGAAGAAGUCAUGCACUCAUUGGCUAGCUUUACAUCUGUUUCCAGAGACGAAGCACCUGAUUGGCUCUCUCCAUUACCGCUAAAAACCAUGCAGAAAGACUUUUCCUCCCCUGCGGUAAACUGCAAACAGCAGGAAAUGUGCAGGAAGUAAUGGAAGGAAGAGGAAUCCUUUGUAGUAAACUUUCGGCAGUCCUGUGUUGUAUGCGAUGUAAGGUUGUAUUUUACCGUGUGUAUGAUAUUAUAGCACAAACAAGCAUUAUCGUCUUUCCUCUUCCGAGAAGGAACAUUCUUAUAUAUUUCUCGAAUGUGAAGCACUUUUUGAAAAGAAUGAUGGCAGCAUAUUUUCUAUGUAAAGGAAACCGUAUUUAUCUAUAUAAUGAGGCCAAUGAAAUGUUAUUGAUGAUCUCAUUAAAUAACAUCAA